Molecule: messenger RNA, 894 nt
Organism: Eimeria necatrix
Lineage: Eukaryota; Apicomplexa; Conoidasida; Eucoccidiorida; Eimeriidae
Exons: 3
Coding region: 1-894 (297 amino acids)
Biological process (GO): regulation of transcription by RNA polymerase II
Cellular component (GO): nucleus
Molecular function (GO): transcription cis-regulatory region binding
Source: RefSeq, a predicted model, not a curated record
AUGCCCACGUGGCUGCUGCGGUCCAUUUGCCUUGCGCGCUACGCUGCUGCAAGCCCCUUCUGCCUCCAGCAGCAGCAGCAGCAGCAGCAGCAGCAGCAGCAGCAGCAGCAGCAGGAGGGUUGCUGCAGGGCUCGGCUGCUGCUGCCAGUGUACGACAUGCACAUAGCAGCAGAUGCUGCUUACUUCGUCUUCAGCAGCAGCAGCCAGUCCCUGGGGGCCUCCCUGCUGCAGAGAGGGGCCCCCUGGCCUCGCGCCCCUUGCUGCAGCUGCAGCAGCAGCAGCAGCAGCAGCAGCAGCAGCAGCAGCAGCGACGUGCUGCGCCGGGAGAGCGCGCGCCUGUUUUUGUUUCUGCUGCUGUGCGGGCUGAAGUGUCUGAGCAGCAGCAGCAGCAGCGGCGCGCUCCCCGAGCAGCAGCAGCGGCAGCAGGAGCAGCAGCAGCAGCUGCUGCCACAGCAGCAGCAACAAAACGAGCACCAGGAGCAGCAGCAGCAGCAGCAGCAGCAACAGCAGCAGCAGCAGCUGCUGCUGCAGCAACUGCCACUCAAGAGAAGACGAGGAAGCUGCUGUUGUCUGGGGCGUCGGGAUCUGCCUUGCUGCGUACUUGCUGCUGCUGCAGCAGCAGCAGCAGCAGAAGCAGCAAGGCAAACAGCAGCAGCAGCAGCAGCAGCAGCACAAACAAGAGCCGCCAAAGCAAAAGCAGCAGCAGCAGGAGCAAAAGCAGCAGCAGCAGGACCAGAAACAGCAGGAGCAGCAGCAAAAACAGCAGCAGCAGCAGCAAAAACAGCAGCAGCAGCAGCAACAGCACAAACAGCAGCAGCAGCAGAAGCAGCAGCAGCAGCAGGAGUUAAGGGAAAGUCUGAAGCGCGAAGCUUUUUGCGAUGGGUGGCGUUCUAG